CGAGCGAGUGAUGGGGCGAAACUAUGAUUGGAGGUUAUUUCGACCAAUAGAAUGCGCUACUGUGUUCAAAUUGACAAGGCUUCCAACUAAUGGGAGUUGAAAGCUUUGAUUGACAAGGGAGUCAGCAAAUGAGGUGGUCGCGCAGUCCCUUUUGUUUCAUGAGAGUGGAUUAGAGAUGGGUGGACUGGGGCUCGUUCGUAUUUCAAACUAAAGUCACCGGGACUGGCUGGGUGGUAUCUGGGGAGGAAGAUCCCGAUGGAGGCUCUUAGUCCGACAGUGCGGUGGCGAUUCGGUUCUGGUUCCCUCUGUGUACUGAGGCCCCAUCGGCUUCGCUUCUAUAGGCCCCAUAGUCCCUCCUGUACAAGGGUCUUUGGCCUAAAGCAUUUAACUCCUGUUUUUUCCUCUUUCAACAGAUGUUAUCAGCAUGUUGCGUUUCAAUUAGGUUGUAGAGCUUGUUCCCAUCUCUGCAUCAGCAUUACUGGGCCAGUGAUCAACGUUAACAUGCUCAAGAGCAGCCUCUUUGGCUCAUGUCAGCAGUACUAUUUUGGGGAGUGAAAUGCUCUUGGAAAUAGCACAUGACAAGCUUACAGCUGCAAGUUGCUGAUUCUCUGAUCUGAAGCUGAGGUCAGCAACCUUGAGUGGACUUUGAGAAGCAUUGAGUUGUAAUUGCAUUAGUGUACAGAAGUUUCGAUGGGCCGCAGGAAAUCGAAGAGAAAGCCUCCAACCAAGAAGAAGGUGCUUGGCACACUAGAAACACAGUUCACUUGUCCAUUCUGUAACCACGAAAAGUCAUGUGAUGUUAAGAUGGAUCGUGCACGGAACACUGGUAUCAUAUCCUGCACCGUAUGUUUAGAAGAAUUCCAGACCCCAAUAACAUAUCUGUCGGAGCCAGUAGAUGUAUACAGUGAUUGGAUCGAUGCCUGUGAAGCAGCGAAUCAGUAGUUUUGCUUCAAGUGCUCUGUUUUACUUCAAGGAGAUUGUCAGUUUUGUUUUUGCUGACUGUAAAUAAUAGUUGAUGUGGAAUCUCAAAUACUACGGAUGGUUUUCAAGCUGUUAUUAAAAGUUUAGAAUUAUUCCAUUUA
Messenger RNA from Hypanus sabinus (Atlantic stingray), 1082 nucleotides. It is a transcript of the gene elof1, whose product is annotated as elongation factor 1. Gene Ontology annotation, biological process: transcription elongation by RNA polymerase II. The coding region runs from base 691 to 942 and encodes 83 amino acids. The transcript has 5 exons. NCBI's taxonomy places the organism in Eukaryota, Metazoa, Chordata, Chondrichthyes, Myliobatiformes, Dasyatidae. Gene Ontology annotation, cellular component: transcription elongation factor complex. Gene Ontology annotation, molecular function: RNA polymerase II complex binding. The record is from RefSeq and is a predicted model, not a curated record.